Nicotiana attenuata is the source of this 1239-nucleotide messenger RNA. RefSeq lists its product as uncharacterized. The record is from RefSeq and is a predicted model, not a curated record. The transcript has 3 exons. The coding region runs from base 180 to 755 and encodes 191 amino acids. NCBI's taxonomy places the organism in Eukaryota, Viridiplantae, Streptophyta, Magnoliopsida, Solanales, Solanaceae.
GUAUUACUCCACUGUUUAAGGAUUAGUCAAAAACGCCAAGCAAAUUUUUAUUUUAUUUUUCUAUUUCUCGUUCCUUUCUUUGGCAGGAAUAUAACUCCUUCCCCUUAACCCUCAUUCUCGUUCUUUCUCUUCUCCUGUUGAAGGUCGCAGCACAAUUGGGAUCUUUUUCGUCAAGCCAGAUGGGUGAUGCUAUCCCUCUAUGUGCCUCUCCCUGUGGCAAUGCGACGGUUUGCUAUCAGAAGGGCACGCAGAGCUUGAAGGUCGUGGUUUCAAUUUACAAGAAGAUUAGGCUUCCAGAGGCAUUUGGCGGUCAAUCAGAUGGGGGUCUUGUAAGGCUUAAAGACAUAUGGUGGCUUAGUUAUAGUUACUUUUCCUUCUUGUGUAUAGUCGCUGCCCUCCUGAAUUUAGAACAUGAUACGGGAAUUUUCACGUUCCUUUUCAUGGUGGGUGGCUUUAUAAUUCAUUUUACUGCGCACUAUUCUGUUGUUUAUUGGCAUCGCGACAUGCCUUUCCAGCUAAUUGGUGCCAAGGCAAAAUUUAUGAUCGAGGUCAUUCCUGUGAUGACUGCAGCAGCCCUGCAUCACCUUUUGGAGUUCAAUUACGGGUAUCUCGCUCUAUUACUAGGUUGCACCACAUAUUUCUAUGUGUUUGGUCACUUCAUGCACGUAUCAUAUGAUAUCGUGGAAAAAGACUUAUUGCUGGAAUUAGUAAUGCAAGUUCUUGUUUACAUGGUGGACGGGAGAAUUGUUAGUUAGAGCUUUGGCUUUGACCUUCUGCGUUGGUUUAUGCUUCUAUAGAUACAUGAUAUAUUGUGCUCCCGAAGUACCUGAACAUCCUAAAAAGGAGUCGGAGCGGCUGCCUGUCUGAUUUGGAGGUGUCCUUGGUGUAACGGUAAUGUUAUUUCCGCGUGACCUAUAGGUCUCACUGGUUCGGCCGUGGAAUCAGCCACUAAUGCUUGUUUUAGGGUAGACUGUCUACAUCAUACCCCCUUAGAAUGCGGCCCUUCCCCCGACCUUGCAUGAAUGAGGGAUGCUUUGUGCACCGAGCUAAUUUUUUAUUUAUAGCUUAUCUUGUGCCCUUAUCACUGUGUAAACCAUAUCAAUUGUACGUCAAUGGAGAAAAGGAAGAACAUUUAGACACAGUUUCCAUCAGGGUUCAGCACAUUUUUAUUAAAUAUUAGACUGAAUGAAUUUGCCUCUAUGAAAGGGCCCCAAAAAUAGAAAGUUUUGGUUGUCUAAG